CUGGCCACGCCCCCUCGCCCCUCGCGCGACCCGGUCCUCGGCAUGGCGGCGGUUCUCUGCAGGCGGUGCCUCCCUCGGGCGCGGCGCUACAGGAGAGCUGGGCAGGGCUGCGGCCGGCACUACCGCGCCGCGAUUUGCACAGAGUUGAAGAAGCCCCUGACCAUUGAAGAGGUGGCCCCCCGCCCCGUCGGGCCUCACGAGGUCAGAGUUGAUGUCAAUUUCUGUGGCGUUAACUUUGCUGAUAUUUUGGUCUGCCGUGGUCAAUAUCAGGAAAAGCCCCAUCUUCCCUUCACACCGGGAUUGGAGUUUUCUGGGACAGUAUUGGAGACAGGCACAGAUGUCAGCACAGUUAAAGAGGGAGAUAGAGUUAUUGGCAUAAGAAACUUUAAUUGUAUGGCUGAAGAAUGCAUCACUGAUCAGAAGAACCUGUGGCAGAUCCCAGAAAAGGUCUCCCUACAAGAAGCUGCUGUCCUCCCUGUAUCCUAUGGUACGGCGCUUUUUGCUCUUGAGCAUCGGGCCCAUACACAGCCUGGAGAAGUUGUUUUAGUGACAGCAGCAGCUGGAGCCACAGGCCUUGCAGUGAUAGAUAUGGCAACAAAUAUUCUUCAGGCCAAGGUAAUAGCUGCUGCUGGAAGUGACGAGAAGUGCAAGCUGGUGCUGCAGAGGGGUGCUCAGUCCAGUGUGAACUACAAUCAGGGCAGCCUGAAGGAUGCAGUGAGGAAGCUGGUGGGCGAGGGCGGGGUGAAUGUGGCCAUCGACAUGGUGGGCGGAGACGUCUUCCUGGAGGCUCUCCGCAGCCUGGCAUGGGAGGGCAGGCUUGUGGUGGUGGGAUUUGCUGGAGGAAACAUUGCUUCUGUGCCAGCCAACCUUCUACUCCUGAAGAAUGUCUCUGCCAUGGGCCUGCGCUAUGGUCAAUACAAAGAAACAAACUUUCCUGUCUUCUCCAAGAGUCUGUCUUCGUUGCUUCAGUACUGCCAGCAAGGGCGCAUACAACCAUAUGUCGGAAUGGUUUUCAAGCUGGAGGAGGUCAAUGAUGCCUUCCUUCAUGUGAUACAGGGGAAAUCCAUGGGCAAGGUGCUUCUUGCUCUUAAAUAAAUCCUCACCUCAGCAGCAAAGUUAACAUGUCCAGAUCAAAACUCAGCGUCUUUCCUGGAAACCUGAUUUCCCUUCUAUGUUUCCAAAGGUGUUACCACUUUCCUUACUAAUCCAGGUUUAAAAUCCUGGAGUUAACUUUGAUUCUGUUUACUAAUUGCUCCUAAUUAAUAUGGUUAUAUAAUUUCUUGUCCAAACUUGGGCCUUUUUGAGAGUGAAAGGAUGCCAUUAGUCCUUACAUCAGGAAAACAUACCCCAGGCAAAUCAGAAGGUAUGGUCAGCCUACUUGAUGCUUUAUGAAAUGCGUUAUGAAAUCACUAUUGCCAAGUUCUGUCAUUCCUACCUCUGAGAUAUCUCUCACAUCCAUAUCCUCUUUUUCAUUCUAUUUAUACCUCAUUUGCUGUCACCAGUGACCUUCUAACUGCUUUUCCUACCUUUAAACUACCCUCGCCGGGCGCGGUGGCUCACGCCUGUAAUCCCAGCACUUUGGGAGG
This is a messenger RNA of Saimiri boliviensis boliviensis (Bolivian squirrel monkey), 1586 nucleotides long. Its product is annotated as quinone oxidoreductase-like protein 2. Gene Ontology annotation, molecular function: oxidoreductase activity. Gene Ontology annotation, cellular component: mitochondrion. Lineage: Eukaryota; Metazoa; Chordata; Mammalia; Primates; Cebidae. The record is from RefSeq and is a predicted model, not a curated record.